AUGCGUUCACCAAUCCUCACUCCAACAUUCCUACCGGUCUCCCCAAUGUUAUAUUCCCGGAAGAAAAACGACGUUACUGCUAGAGCAUCGGCGCUGAGCGUACCACCUAUUUUAUACCAUCUCCAAUCUACUACGUUACAACCUGAAUGCUUCCAAAAAGAGACGUCAUCCAGGGACUUCGCGGAUGGAGCAUUAUAUUUCUCCUCUUAUUUUACUCUCACAACGACACCUUUCCGAACGGACGAUCAUAAAGGAUUUUUAUUUAAGAAGUUGCCUUCAGCCGAAGACGCUUUUGGCCACAAUUGGUUGCCUUGCAUACUAAUGCAAUGGUAUUUGGUUGCUCCGGUAUUAUUCUGGAUCCAAAGAGUUCUUACGGACAAGGAUAAGUUAUUCUUUACAGGAAUAUCUGUCGCUUCAAUGGUGAUGUAUCUUUUCUCGAGAAAUAUGGUCGCAGCGUAUUGGUUACACUCCCGUUUGUGGCAAUUCUGUGGUGGAGUUAUGGCCGCGUUGUACCUACCACGAGAUUACGAGUUAGAACAAAGCCCUGAGAAGGAAGCAUUAUUGAGCACACAAGAAAAGUCAACCAUUUCUGGCAACACCGACAAACUUCGAGGAGACCGAUCUGAUGUUAGCACUAGCUGGCCAGACUAUAUUCGCACAUGUUUGCGCCACCCAGUUUUCUUCUUACCUUUGCUUAUACCUAUGGUUUGGUUCCGAUUUCCGACUUUCGACCUCAGACUAUACAUCACUGCUGCAGGAUCACUUCUUCUAUAUGCAGGUCAAAAAGGAGAGUCUUUUUCCUUCCUCACCAAUCGCGUCACGAUAUUUCUGGGCAAUAUUUCGUAUCCACUGUAUUUAGCACAGUGGCCAAUUCACUGCAUAGCAAUUUACUACAGCGAUAUCACGGCAAUAUUUAUUGACGUAGGACUCUGCAUUUCACUCAUCGUCGCCUCCUUCUUCUACUUCCAAGUCAGCAAAGUGUACCGUUCUAUGUCAUCCACAGCUACAGCCGGUUUUUAUGUUGUGAUUGUUGUUAUCACAAUUGUUUUAUCAAUGAAAGAAGACCUAUCUGUAAGAGCAUUAGUACCCGUAGCGAUGUCGGCGCGUAACGCUAUGGCGGCAAUGCUCGACGAGCUUAUGGGCCCAAAGCGGAACGUCGAACUCGGCAAGGACACCAAAGUCACCUUUGAUGAUCCAGACAUAUGCAAGUACUAUAUUGUUGGCUUUUGCCCGCAUGACAUGUUCGUGAACACAAAAGCUGAUUUAGGGGCUUGUCCACGAGUGCACGACGACAACUUACGGCUGGAGUAUCCAAAAAGUGACAAAUUCGAAAAGCUUGGCUUCGAAAGAGAAUUUCUGAAAUUUUUGUCGCGCUUGGACGAAGACAACCAGAGACGAAUUCGGAAGAACCUUGAAAAGCUCAAAGCGAAUGAAGAAAAUGGCCAAAAGAAGGAGGAUUUGCGAAAGCUUCGUGACGAACAAGAAAUGGCGAGGAUAGAUGGAGAAAUCAAAGCAUGCAUGGCCGAAGCUGAAAAGGCUGGUGAAGAAGGUCUCGUUACUAAAUGCCAAGAACUUGUGGAAAAGAUCGAGCAGCUUGAAAAGCAAAAGGCAGCAGUUGAAGAGAGAGUAAACAGUAAUACUGCUCUACCACCUCCUAUAGACGAAUCUGCUAUCAAAGUUAUGGAAGUCUGCGAAGUAUGUGGAUCUAUGCUUAUCAAGAAUGAUGCCCAAUGUAGAGUCGAGGAACACUUAAGUGGCAAGAUGCACAUGGGAUUCUCGAAAAUAAAGGUUACUAUUGAAGAACUCAGGGAACGCAUCCGCAAACGGGAUGAAGAAACCGAGAAGGAGCGACAAAAAAUGAGGGAAGAGCGAGAAAAGCGUGAACGAGAAAGAAGACGUUCACGUGAACGAGACCGCUCACGUGAUAGAGACAGGCGUAGGAGGUCUAGAUCGCGUUCGCGUGACCGUGAUCGACGCCGCAGUCGCUCUCGCGACAGGCAUCGCCGUGAUGAUCGCGAUCGUCGCGACAGAGACAGGGAAGAUCGUGACCGACGACAUCGCCGCUAG
Necator americanus (New World hookworm) is the source of this 2067-nucleotide messenger RNA. RefSeq lists its product as uncharacterized. Gene Ontology annotation, biological process: mRNA splice site recognition. Lineage: Eukaryota; Metazoa; Nematoda; Chromadorea; Rhabditida; Ancylostomatidae. Bases 1 to 2067 code for a protein of 688 amino acids. Gene Ontology annotation, molecular function: mRNA binding. The transcript is spliced from 21 exons. The record is from RefSeq and is a predicted model, not a curated record. Gene Ontology annotation, cellular component: U2-type prespliceosome; U1 snRNP.